GAUGGCGGCUUCAGCGUGCUGUGUCGACAAAAUUUUAAUUCGCUAAAAAUUCCUCUUUUACUUUCAACGAAAUCACGCAAGUGAUAGUAAACUUACAGUUAAAAUCAAUUUUAGUCAUGACAGAUUCUGUGGUUCUAGAUAAGAGCGAUUCGCCGACAACUCCUCGUGUUGGCGAGAAGGUAGAAUCGGAGGGACAAACAACGCUCUCCACCGUAGAAGAGGACGCGGUUCUAGAAGUUGGUCAGAUACCUAAUGAAAAGCCACGCACUAAUCAGGAGGAUAACAAGGUGAAGCCUGAUCACAAUGCAAAGCCUGAACAUAAUAAGGAUGGAAAAGCAAAUGAUAAGCCUGGAGCUGUUGCUGGUAGUGAAGAUGUGGAAGAAGAUGGUUCAGAUGAGGAAAGUGAGGAGGAAAGCGAAGGGGAAACAGACAGUGAUGAAUACACAACAGGGACGGAGUCUUCAGGGUCUCACUCUGAGCACAGCGCCAGUGACAAAGAGCAAAGUGAAGAGGAGGCAGGAGUAGAUGACGAAGAAUACAAAAGAGUUGGCGAAGACAAAGACAUUGAAGUAAAAGAAGAGGAAGACAAAAUGGGAAAUGAGCAGGAAGAAAGUAAAAAUAAAGUGAAUGCAAGAGAAAGAGGGGAUGGACAGGAGGCAGAAGAAGAAAAGAACAACCCAGCUUUUAUUCCACGUAGAGAUGCCUUUUGGGGGCAUGACGACAGAUGGACUGACACACCUGAUGAUGAAAGAAGGAAACCAACAACAAGGCAGUUGUGGGACAAAACAACUGACCGUUGGGAACAUGACAUGUACAGGGAAGAUGAACAGGGACCCAAAACCAGAGAAGAAAUAGAGGAAACAAAACGCUGGCUGGAUGGAAGCGGUGGACGUCCUGGGCGGAGGAGGUAUGAUCUUCAGGAAUUUGUCAGAGGUGGGGGCAGACGGGGGGGCAGAGGGGGCAGAGGGGGCAGAGGUGGAAGAGGAGGAUUGGGGAGAAUGAGAAUGGAUGAAGAAGAAUUCCAGGAAAAUGAAAGAAAUAAAGAAAACCGAGUUCCUGAGCAACGAAGAAGGAGAAGGCAGACUUCGGAAAAUUCUGAAGAGGACGGGGAGAGUCGAAGAGGGGGAUUUGGACGGCGCGGGAGAAAUACGGGACGGCGGAAUAAAUAUGAGGAUUAUGAUGGAAAUGAUGCUGAAGACAGGGAAGACAGAGAUAGAAGGUCAGAUAGACGGAGAAACUGGGGCGAGGAUCGUGAAGAGAUUGAAGAGAGACCUCAAAGGAGAAAUGAGAGAAAUCGUAGGCAAAGGAGGGAUGAUGAUAAUGAUCAGGAAUACGAUGAUACACGAAGACGUGAUCGUGAUAACAGAGGUGAGCGAUAUGACGACAGGAGGAGACGGGAUUUUGAUCGAAGGCCUGAUCGUGAGCAGGAGGCAAGGGUGAAAAACAGAGAUCAGAGACCACCUAGAAGAAGAGAUGACGAAGAAAGACGAGACAAUCGAGAUGAACAGGGAGGAAGCCGGAAGGGAUUUGGUGACAGGAACAGAGGAGGUUCAAGGGUGGACAGGAGGCAGAACGAGCAUGAUGGAGAGGGACAGAAACGACAAAGCGGAGGUUUUGGGAGUGCACAAAAAGACAGAAGCAAGAACGAUUCAAGGGAAGGAAGAUCUAAAAAAGCUCCAAGAGAUGACAUUCAAAAUAAUGAGGAAGAGAAACAUUCAAGAGAGGAACAAGCCAAGCCGUCCUCUGCAACUCACAGCUACAGUAAACUCCGAGGCAGAGGACGAGGGAGAGGCCAGACGCAGGAGCUGAAGAAACCAAGAAAGAAUGCUGCAGAUUUCACCCGUGAAAGAGAGGAAGCCAAAAUGAAGGAAGAACAGGAGAGAAGAAAAAAGGCUGCAGAAGAUGAACACUUUGAAGAUGCUGAAGAAAAUGAUGGAGAUGUGAUAAUUGAAGAAGAUUAUGAAGAAGAUGUUGAAGAUGGGGUUUUAGAUCAUGAGCAGCCGGAAGAGUUGGAAGAUGAAGGCGAGGAAGAUGAAGAGGUUGUUGAAGAGAAUGGUACAGCUUAUGUUGAAACGGAGCAAGCAGAUGAAAAGCAAACUGCCUCUAGAAAACAGGAUGGGAAGCGAUCAAAGCAAUCUUCACCAAAGAAAGGAGCUGGUGUGUCUGGAUCACCAAGUGCUGCAGCAUCCCAAGGUGCUCCUGCUGCCAAACCCAAACGAUACUCAUCACAGAGGCAGCGAGCAAGUCAGCAAGUCCCCCUGCAGGUUCACCAGGCCAUGGCUCCACAGAUGGGUACAAUGUACCCUGACCAAGCUGCUUACUAUGAGCAAAUGCCCUUUCAGGGUGUUUAUGUACCUGCGGGAACUCCACCAACACAAACUGUUCCCAUGCCAGGUAUUCCACAGCAACCGGAUGUCAUUCUGCGGCAAGAAAUGGCAGUAGCCCCAGCAGAACAGCCUGAAAUGCCUGCUGGGAUACCAAUGGCUGGGCCAGGUCCUCAACCAAUGGGGGCUCUCCAGCAUGAGAGCAUGAUACAACAGCUUGCUGCCCUUCAACAAGGGGCUUUGCCUGUUCAGCAAGGAAUGGGCUCAGAGGGAGUAUCACCCCAAAGAGUUCCUCAGCCCGGAAUGAGCCCCCAACAACAACAGGCUUUGGCUACUCAUUUACAGUUACAGGCUUCGCAAGGUGAAGGUUGUGUUUAUUCUACGUGUAUCAAAAACGAACAAAUGAAUAAAGAAUUAAGCCCUUCCCCGAACAACGAACAGAGAGACGUGUAUGCUCUUGUCACGAGCUUGAAACAGAUAAAAAGAAUAAAUUUGAGUGCCCUUGAGGAAUCGAACCUCAGAGCUUAG
Molecule: messenger RNA, 2852 nt
Organism: Pocillopora verrucosa
Lineage: Eukaryota; Metazoa; Cnidaria; Anthozoa; Scleractinia; Pocilloporidae
Source: RefSeq, a predicted model, not a curated record